Molecule: messenger RNA, 818 nt
Organism: Gracilinanus agilis (Agile Gracile Mouse Opossum)
Lineage: Eukaryota; Metazoa; Chordata; Mammalia; Didelphimorphia; Didelphidae
Gene: ANAPC15
Product: anaphase promoting complex subunit 15
Exons: 4
Coding region: 376-756 (126 amino acids)
Biological process (GO): regulation of mitotic cell cycle spindle assembly checkpoint
Cellular component (GO): anaphase-promoting complex
Source: RefSeq, a predicted model, not a curated record
UAUUUCUUCCACUCAACCCUCAAGUUGAAAAAAAAGAAAUGUUUAAGUCUUUCAAAGUUACUUGUCUUUAUAGUCUUGUAGUUAUUGUGUAAAUUAAUCUGGUUCUGCUCACUUCACUAAUUCAUAUAAAUCUUCCAAGGUUUCUCUAAAACUGUCCCUUUAUUUCACUAUAUUCAUAUAUAAUAAUUUGUUUAGCAUUCUCUAAUGAAUGACUGGUUCUUAAUUUCCAGUUCUUUGCCAUGAAAAAAGAACAAAACUUUUCCUGAUGAUAAUAGGGUCAGAGAUGAGGUUGCCUAUUCCCCAUACACUUUUAUUCCACAAGGUUCCAAAAUAACCUCUCAUAUCCCUCUGGGCCCUUUGCUUUCUUCAAGAGCCAUGUCUACCCUGUUCCCCUCACUACUUCCACGUGUCACUGAGUCCCUGUGGUUUAACCUGGACCGACCUUGUGUGGAUGAAAACGAGCUACAGCAGCAAGAACAGCAGCAUCAGGCUUGGCUCCAGAGUAUUGCUGAGAGAGACAACAACCUAGUACCCAUUGGGAAACCAGCUUCAGAGCACUAUGAUGAUGAGGAAGAAGAGGAUGAUGAAGAUGAUGAGGAUAGUGAGGAAGAUUCAGAAGAUGAUGAGGACAUGCAGGACAUGGAUGAGAUGAAUGAUUAUAAUGAGUCCCCUGAUGACGGGGAGAUUAAUGAGGUGAGGGAUCACCUCCUCAGAGCGCCCCACAAUCAGCUCCACCUGCCAGAGGGGGACAUGUGAGAGGGGAAGAGUGGGAGAAGAGAGAGAGACAAGAAGAAAAGUGCAAGGAGGGAAGAAGCGGC